Molecule: messenger RNA, 2052 nt
Organism: Fraxinus pennsylvanica
Lineage: Eukaryota; Viridiplantae; Streptophyta; Magnoliopsida; Lamiales; Oleaceae
Source: the annotation of a GenBank genome assembly
AUGGAUGAAAAGGAGGUCUCAGAUUCGUUCAUUGUUAUAUCCGAGGAGAAUAGUGAUAGCUUGUAUCCGAUGUUUUUUGGCAUUUCUUGUGCAUUCUUCGCGCUCAGACUCUUGCCAGAGCCUGGUAUAUGUGAUGAUAAAUGGUCUGAAAUAAGAAAUAGGAUACUUCAAGGAAGUGCUCACCUCCUGGGACUUCUUGUAUGGAGAGUUCGGAGAGAAGAAGUCGAGUCCGGGAAGUCCAAGCUUCUCCACAAGCUCAAGAAUGCUGAAAAAGAGAUCGAAGAAUUAAAGAAAAUACGAAGUGAAGAUGCAAAAGCUAAUGAGAAAGUUGUUAGCAUAUUUGCAGCCCACGAACAGACUUGGUUCAAUGAGAGAAAGAAACUUAGACAGCAAAUUGGUUCUCUUGUGAAUGAAUUGAGAGUACUUGAGAUGAAGAUGGAUAAAACUGUUUCUGAAUUAAAUGGAAAAUUGCAAGAGACUGAGAAACAAAUGCUUUUAGACGAUGUAAAAUUGUCGAAAUCCAGAAGAAAGCAACUUGAGCUAGAAACAGAAAGUUGGAAGGCAGUUUCCGAGUCAAGACAUGAGAGAGAUUCCUUAAGAAAUAUGUUGUCUAAACAUGUACAUUCGAAGUCGAAUAUACAAUCAUGUAGCAAAGGGGCACAUUCAAAAGCAACAAGGGUAUUGGACAUUGGAAAACCCCGGUCAGAGAAAGCUGACUUUCUUUCCGAGUACAACCAGCCUAAGUUUAGGAAAGGGGCGGAAGCAUUUACUCCUCUAUUUGACCCACACUCAACUGAUGGAAGUGAGGAAAAGAUGUUCUCAACUAACAUUCAGCACUUGGAAUAUUGGGUCAAAUCCGAGGCUGAAAAAUGCAAGAUUGAAAUUGAGGAGAGACAUCAAGUUGAAAUUGAUGCUUUUGCUGAACAACUGAGACUCAAAGACGAAAAAAUAGAAGCUUUCCGUUGGCGUUUGUUGAGCAUGGAACUGGAAUCAAAGAGGUUUCAGUCGCACGUUGAGGGGCUCGAUCAUGAGCUGGCAAAGAUCAGGCAAGAUAAUCUGAAGUUGGAAGCUCUACUGCUGAACCAAGAAGCAGAACUGCAUACUCUGAGAGAACAGUUGGCAUUGCUGUCAAACCCACCAGAUUUCCAGAAAACUAAGUCUCUACACGAGGUAGCUGUAUCCCGUGAUACUGUUUGGUCGAAAGUCAAAAUUAUGAAAAGAAAACCUGGGAAAAAAGAGCGAGAAACAAAGAUGAAACCUGAGGCAAUUUUGCAAGCUGUGGCAAUUGAAGCGGAUGAUGAAACCAUGGAAAAUAAGCACAUCAAGGAUAUAGUUUUGAAACUUGAAUCUCCACAGAUGGAGAUAAAGGAAGGGGAAGUUGCUGCCUUUUCCGAGGAUAUUGUGAAUGCUGAGACUUCAACUUCAAUAGGCCAGGGUAUAAGUACAAAAAUUAAUCCUACAUGGAAGGUGGAUCUUCACGCGCUUGGAGUCUCAUACAAAAUCAAAAGGCUGAAGCAGCAAUUACUCAUGCUUGAGAGGUUGAUAGGAAAUCAAGGAAGUUGUGAAAAAGGUGAAAGCAACAACAAUGAACAAUUUGGGAUAAAGGGAUUUUAUGCACUUAUGUCAUUCUUGAAUAAACAAGUUGAUCGAUACCAGUCCCUUCAGGGAAAAGCCGACGAUAUUUGCAAACGAAUGCAUGAGAAUGCCCUGGAUUUUGACAGUGGAAGUUCCAAAAUUUCUAGAACGGAGGAGGAAACGAGGAAGCUGGAGCACUUCCUUGAAGAAACCUUUCAACUGCAGCGAUAUAUUGUUGCAACAGGGCAGAAACUAAUGGAAGUCCAAACUAAGAUUGCUUCCAGCUUUAUAGGGGACAUAGAAGAAGUCGAAAAGCCUGUUAGUUUCGACAUGAAGCGAUUCGCUGAAACUGUUAGAACUCUUUUCAGAGAAGUACAGAGAGGGCUUGAAGUCCGGAUAUCUCGACUCAUAGGGGAUCUUGAGGGAACCCUCGCAUGUGAUUGUAUCAUCCAUUUCCAAAAUAGCGCCGUACUGUGA